Messenger RNA from Suillus subaureus, 1299 nucleotides. RefSeq lists its product as uncharacterized. The transcript has a single exon. NCBI's taxonomy places the organism in Eukaryota, Fungi, Basidiomycota, Agaricomycetes, Boletales, Suillaceae. Bases 232 to 1203 code for a protein of 323 amino acids. The record is from RefSeq and is a predicted model, not a curated record.
CAACGUGGGUGCGCCUGUCAGCGACGCCAUACAUUUAGGGCCAUAGUCACGUGAGAUAACACGCCACUAGAGCAUGAUGAACAAAGACGCAUCCACUGGCCUUCCACACUGUGGACGGUGGUCAAAGUCGUCCACAGUAUUCGGGAUAUAAAAAUGCGUCUCAGUGUCCGUUGAGGCCGCCACAAAUAGUUCGCUCUUCCUCGACUCCAGUCAUACUCUCCAUUAGAAAAGAUGUCCACCACAACAGGUAUGACGCACUGCGAUAGCGCCACUUCGACGAGCAUCACCGAUGCUCUGGCACUCUCCUCUACCGACAGACUAACCCCCGCCGAACGAAAGGCCUUCGGUAAAUCAGAUCGCAAAGCUGGCAAGGUCCUCGGCGUCACACUCACGCGCAAUGACAUGGGACAGGUACACCACGAUAGGAAACUUUCUCCAUGCCUAUCAGAAGAUCAAGAGAAUGUCCAAGGUGAUAAUAUUCUCGAGGACAUUAAGGUCACAGGUGCAAAGCGUUCAUGUAGCCGCAAUGCAAGCGCCGCCACCAUCGUUGGGCCACUUAAGGACCUUGGCCGCGUGCUCGCUUCAGGUAUAGGGAUGGUAGAGAAGCGGAACAAGGGGCGCAUGGACGCUGGGAGAUAUAAGCAACGCGUUGUCUUGGGCCUCAUGCGGUCCAAUAAAUCGCCUGGCAAGGAAGGUAAGGAAGAACUACCGACUGGCGUUAGCGACAACAAGGCAUGCUCGCUCCCGGAACUAGACGAGAGUGAAGAUACCGAAGCGCCUCUGAGGCAAAACGAUCAAGAGGGGGAAGACGACUUAUCUAUCGGUUUCCCAAGAGGCCUUGAUGUCGAAAACUCGUUGGCUACACCUCCGAGUCCCGCCCUCGAGCGACGUGUCGAGGAGAUACGGCUUAGCGAAACGACUGGACCCUUGGAUGUUUCGCCGUUUACAUCUCUCUGCCAUACAACUAAUUUUGAGGUAUCAUCCGAUGAAGAAAGUCCGGUACUCUCCUCUGGCGACUCGUUCGACGACAUGCUUCGUCCGGCGGAACGAGCUUACCUCGACUUUUUGAUUGGACAGAAUGAAGCGGAAGAGCGACCAAUCAUGGAGAUGAGAAGGGAAAGCAGGGCAGCGUUACGAUCCAGGAACAAGAUACUGGAUGUGUUGGGGCCAGAGGCGCGACAAGCGAUUGAUGAGCAAUGCUAGACACUGCUAGCUGAAAUCAUGUAAAUUUAGUGUGCCUGUUUCCUCGGGUACUCAUAUAUCAUCCAAUCAGUGACCUCGGACGCCAACUUUUGAGAG